UUCGCGCACGCGGACCGCUGAAACAAACAACACCAAAAACAACUUCUGUGCACUGGGACGUUUUUAUUUACAACCGGGAGCCAUCAAGGAAGACUUUUAACCGACUCUAGCACUCAACCUAGCCUGUCUUUGUUCUCUGGAGAUGUUUUCUCUGGAGCUUUAGGAGCGGGCAGCACUGCUCACUGACGCCGGGAUGAGUGGCAGCUCCGCGGGGUCCGGCGCGGCGCCGUGCCGCCUGGUUCAUUACUUCGUUAUCUGUGGAAUAGACACGGAGAGUGGACUGGAACCAGACGAGCUCGCAGCUUUGUACCAGUGGUUAGAAGCAGACCGCCAAGGCAGGGACCCCGAUGCUGCAGCCACAGGUGAAAACUUUGAGCAGAGCCCACUGAAGAGGACGUUCAAGUCCAAAGUUUUGGCCCGUUAUCCCGAGAACGUGGAGUGGAAUCCGUUUGACCAGGAUGCCGUCAACAUGCUGUGUAUGCCUAAAGGCCUGUCGUUCAGGACCCAGGCAGACCCACGGGAGCCUCAGUUCCACUCCUUCAUCAUCACCAAGGAGGAUGGCUCCCGGACCUACGGCUUCGUCCACACCUUCUACGAAGAGGUGACAAGCCCUCAGAUCUGCUCGGCCAUGCAGACGCUCUACCAGAUGCACAAUGUGGAGAACUCCUCCUCCCCAAACCCAGCGUCUUCCUCCUCCUCUUCCUCCUCAUCGUCCAGCAUGGACUCUCUGGCCAGCAGUCUAGACGAGGCCGACUCCCCCACCUCUUCUUCCUCCUCUUCCUCUUCGUCUCGCCGGGCGGGUGGUUACGACUCGUCUCGCGACACCCUCUACGUCUCUAAAGCUCUGUGUCUCAUCACGCCAAUGCCCUUCAUGCACGCCUGCAGACGCUUCCUGUCUCAGCUUCACCGAGCGGUCACGGAUAGCUCCGCCCCUCCCCUGCCGCUGGAGAGCUACGUCCAUAACAUCCUGUACGAGGUGCCACUGCCUGCUCCGGGACGCUCGCUCAAGUUUCACGGCGUGUAUGAACCCAUAGUUUGUCAGAGACCAGGGCCUGGGGAGCUGCCACUCGCUGACUUCCCUCUCGCUGAGGUGUUCAACCUGCUGGGUGUGGAGAACCUGGUCCAGGUGUUCACCUGCACGCUGCUGGAGAUGCAGAUCCUGCUCUACUCUCAAGACUACCAGCGGUUGAUGACGGUGGCUGAAGGCAUCACCACACUGCUGUUUCCCUUCCAGUGGCAGCACGUCUACGUCCCCAUCCUGCCGGCGUCUCUGCUGCACUUCUUGGACGCUCCGGUCCCGUACCUGAUGGGUUUGCAGUCCAAAGAUGGGACGGAUCGCUCCAAACUGGAGCUGCCUCAGGAGGCCAAUCUUUGUUUCGUGGACAUCGACAACCACUACAUCGAGCUCCCCGAAGACUUUCCCAACUUUCCCAACAAAUCCGAGUUCGUCCAGGAGCUCAGCGAGGUUCUUCUCAGCUUUGGCAUUUCUCCAAACUCUGGGGCCCCUCCACGGACCCGUACGCCAGGCAGCACCCCUGGCAGCACCCCUUCUACUCCAAACCGGGAGCGAAGGACAGCCGCUCUGCGUCAGCUUGAGGACGACGGCCGAAAUGGCAACCUGGCGGGCGAGGAACUGGCGGUGUUGGAGCUGCUGCAGGGGAAUGCCACGCUGGAGAGGCUGCAAGCGCUGACCAAACGGACCGGGGUGACGGUGGCGCGCGUGGAUGCUUUAAGGGCGGGGGUUAAAGGUCAGAGCACAGAGGGACAAGGAGCCCGGACUGCAACCGAAGAAGAGGAGCUGAGGAACGCCAAGCUGAACGUGCAGCUGAGGGAGGUGUUUGCCAGUCGUUUCAUCACCAUGUUUGCCGACUACGAAGCUUUCGUCAUUCAGAGCGCACCUGACCUGGAGUCCUGGCUCACCAACAGGGAGCAAAUGCACAAUUUUGACAAGGCUUCGUUCCUGUCUGAUCAGCCCGAGCCGUACCUUCCCUUUCUUUCCCACUUCAUCGAGACACAGAUGUUCGCCACCUUCAUUGACAACAAGAUCAUGUCCCAGUGGGAGGAGAAGGAGCCGCUGCUCCGCGUCUUCGACACACGCAUCGAGAAAGCUCGUCUCUACAAUGUCCGCGCUCCGAGCCUCCGAUCGUCCAGCUACCAGAGGUGCUCCGUCCUCAAGGAGUCCGCUCAGGCUAUCGAGCAGCGUCUGGUGAAGAUCGACCACACGGCCAUCCACCCUCACCUGCUGGACAUGAAGAUUGGCCAGGGCAAAUACGAGCAGGGAUUCUUCCCCAAACUGCAGGCUGACGUGCUCAAUACAGGGCCCAGCAACAACAAAUGGUCUCAUAGAACAGCAACGACACAGCGAAGAAAAGACAGACACAGACAACAGUCAGAGCAUCUGAACCUCGACAAUGACCUGAAAGAGAAAUAUAUGCAGGAAGCUCGCAGCCUGCAGAAGAACCUGAGACAGCCCAAGCUGUCCGACCUUUCUCCUGCUGUCAUUGCUCAGACCAACUGGAAGUUUGUGGAGGGGCUGCUCAAGGAGUGUCGCAUGAAGACGAAGCGUAUGCUAGUGGAGAAGAUGGGCCGGGAGGCGGUGGAGCUUGGACACGGUGAAGCCAACAUCACGGGGCUGGAGGAGAACACUCUGAUCGCCAGCCUGUGUGACCUGCUGGAAAGGAUCUGGAGCCACGGGCUGCAAGUUAAACAGGGGAAGUCAGCACUGUGGUCCCACCUGCUGCACUAUCAGGCCCGAGAGGAGAAGGUGGAGCAGCAGGCCGAGUCUCCAGUGUCCAACGUUCCAGAGAGGAGGAAGUCUGACUGCUUCAUCGGGAUGCCGUACCUGCGAGUGUCUCUCAUUCAAGACAUGAGGCACAUCCAGAGCAUGUCGGAGAUAAAGACAGACGUUGGGCGAGCGAGGGCUUGGAUCCGUCUGUCUCUGGAGAAGAAGCUGCUCUCUCAGCACCUCAAACAGCUGCUGUGCCGACAAGCCUUAACAAAGAAGCUGUACAAGCGUUACGCCUUCCUGCGCUGUGAAGAAGAAAAGGAGCAGUUCCUUUUCCACCUCCUCUCUCUGAACGCCGUGGACUAUUUCUGCUUCACCAGCGUCUUCACUACCAUCAUGAUCCCUUACAGAGUCGUCAUCAUCCCCAUCAAGAAGCUAAGUAACACCAUGACCACGUCCAACCCCUGGGUCUGUGUUUCUGGAGAGCUGGGAGACUCGGGCAUCAUGCAGAUCCCUAAAAACGUCCUGGAAAUGACGUUUGACUCUGCUUUCAGGCCUCACACGCACAUCUCUGCCUUGUUCAAGUGUCAGAAUCUGGGAAAGCUGACCACGGUGCAGCUGGGUCACGAUAACGCCGGCCUCCUGGCUAAGUGGCUGGUCGACUGUGUCAUGGUUCGUAAUGAGAUCACGGGACACACGUACAGGUUCCCGUGCGGUCGCUGGCUCGGUAAGGGCGUGGACGACGGCAGCCUGGAGCGGGUGCUGAUCGGAGAGCUGGUGGUGCCGAGCGCAGAGGAGGAUUCUGGGAGAGGCUGUCGAACCCCUCCGCUGCAGCGCUCGCCAUCGCAGACUAGACGCAUCAGCAUCACGUCGAUGUCUGCACGAGGAAUCAAGCCGACUUCUGCUCAGAUCCAGGAGGCGAUUGGGGAGGCCGUCAACAACAUCAUCAAACAUUUCCACAAACCCGAGAAAGAGAGAGGCAGUCUGACUGUCCUGCUGUGUGGCGAGAACAGUUUAGUUGCUGCUCUCGAGCAGUUCUUCCAUCACGGCUUCAAGUCCGCCCGUCUGUUUCAGAAGACCGUGUUUGUGUGGGAUUUUGUGGAGAAAGCCGUUGCCUACAUGGAGUCAGCUGACCAGAUGGGAGACCUGCAGGAGACCGCUGAGCCUCUGGGGAUGACCUGCCAAUCACUCUGUCACUAUGUCAGUGCCAUCAACUCCACGCCGAGGAGCAUCGGCAAGGACGGGAAGUUCCAGCUACUUGUCUGCCUCGGUGCCAGGGAUCGUCUGCUGCCCCAGUGGCUCCCCCUGCUGGUGGAGUGCCCCGUGAUCCUGCGGAUGUACGAGGACACGGCGCUGCUCAGAGACCGCUCCACUGUCAACGCCCUGAUCGGAGUGGUGGAGACACUGCACGACUUCCCCAUCACACUGGAGGCUUCGCUGGUUAAAGGCAUCGACCUUUAGCGCCUAGAAGGACCAACAGGACGCUGCUCAACCCCACAACUUCAUCCAUAACUGAACCACCAGCUUCACACGCUCUUUAACAUUUAACAGAUCUGCUCUUGGAUUUCACACGUCUGUGGAAAGAGGCAGCCAAGCAUUGUGCUGCUUUAGAUAGAAGAAGGAGCUUUGGAUACAGUAUUUUAACCCUCUUCUGGCUCUGAAGGCUCUUUGUGGUGCAGUUUUGGAAAACGUGCUUUCUAUGUGAUUGUUUUUCUUCCCUUAAGGCUGCCAUUGUUCUGCUGUUUUAUCACAUGAAAAUCAAGAGAAACUUGGGGCAUCAUCACACAGUUUUAGGGCUUUAAAGGAAAGGAGCUUUAAAGAGUAAAUUUAUAAUACUGGGACAAUAAUGUUGUAGUUUUAAGAAAAAGGAGGCAAAAUUUGAGGAAAAAGUGGCAAUUUCAUUAUGAAACAAAUGGAGUAAUUCAAGAAACAUUUACUUCAAGAAACUCUGCUGGCUGCGCUCCAAAUUUUCCCUUUCAUAAUAAGAUUAACAAUAUGCUAACUAUACCAUAUAAUAAGAACUUCCUUUUCAUUCAAGUUACCCCCCCCCAGUAAAAUCGCAACUGUUUUGUUGAAAAUUUUAAAGACUUUAAACUCUACAUUGUAGAUUUUCUUCAAAUAUUUUUGUCCUAAUGUUUGGUCUUAAAGCAGAGGGUUUUUUGUUUUUUUACUUUAUUUUAUUUUAAUGUAUUUUUAGCAUUUAAUUUUUCUUGUUGGUUCUCAGCUGAAGCAUUAGUAUUCCUUUCCAAGGCAAACAUACAUUAUUUUUUAAUUUAACCUUUAUCUAGCCAGGUUGGUCCUGUUGAGGUCAGAGAUCUCUUUUUCAAGAGAGACCUGACAUCUUUACACUAACCUUUUUAAUAUAAGGCCACAUUUAAAAAAUAAAACAGGUUAAAAGAGCUGCUAUUCAUGGCUUUCAGCAAAUAAACAAGAGGGAAAGAGCAUUUGUUGGAGACUACUUUCAGCGGUGGGGUGGGGGGGUAUCCUGAAUGAAGGCUUGUCACAUGUGAUUAUUUGUCUAAAUAAUCCUCAAGUGUGUGGUGUCAACGUGAUUAUUUUACGGCUCCAAAUUGCGUUGUAGCCUCCCAGACCUCUAAUAAUAAAUAGCAAAAAAAUUUGAUCAUUACGAUUCUAGGUCACAUUGCCUUCAGUGUAACAACCAAUGAGAGCGAGCAGACUGGGUAUCGUCACCAGCCAGGUGUUACUAAUGCCUUACACCUAACAACUUUUCAAGCGAUUUCGAAGUCGCAGAAAAAAAUUCUGAGGCUGAAGUAAAAUCCUGAGAGUCUUGCUAAAGUUGCAGCAUGCUCGAAUGAUCUCAGUCAGGUGUAAGGUGGUCAUAAAACUCAAUCUGAGCAGGUUUAAGGAAGUUCCUCUUCAGUCUUGGCGUUACAAAAAUAUCAAACGUGUUUGAUAUUGUCAUAUGUUUAGACAGUCUUAUUUUUCAGAGAUUUAUUUUUGGGGGCUUUUUCUGCCUAUAUUUAGAGAGAAGUUAAAAAUGAGUGAGAGAGUAAGGGAGAGACAUGCAGGAAAGAGUCUUCAACUUGAUCUACAAGACUGAAACAAUCAUAUUGACACUAUACUUCAGGACUGUGUGGUACAAUCUUGGUUUGAAUUUGCCACGCCCUGCGAUCAUUGUGAUCAUUACUUUUCAGAAGAAACAUUCCAAAAACAUAUUAAAAAUGAGGUAGUAAAAUGAGGUGGUUAAGUAAAAGUUGAUUUUUAUGCUGAAACCAACCAAAACAGUGGCUUCCUGAGGAAGAAAAUCUAAAAAUGUGAAGCAUUCAUUGGAACGUGUCUUGCAGCCAUUGCACGCUGGUUUGAUCCAAACCAAACACAAAGUUUGGACCUUUGAACUUCUACUAGCAGCAGCUGAUGUCCCCCAUGUGUUAGCUAUGUAGCGUAGCCUUCCCUCAGUACUUACAACUCCAUAAACUGUGAUGAAUUCUCUUUCCUGCCUGUGACUUUAGCGCCAUCAUCCCCCGUUAGUGUUAGCAUUAGCAAGCAUGCCUCUGGGAUGUGGACUCUCUGACACACUGGAUCAGGAAUUAUUUCAAGCAUGGAGUCAUGGAUUCACCAGCUCUUCAUGCCAUUUUUUGGGGGCAUUUUCUCGUUUUCAGCCUGUGGAUUAACACAAAAACUGACCUCUGUGACGCAGCUUGGAGGGCGGAGAUGAUCUUGUGGCUGCACUGACAUUCCUACUGAAUUACAGGCAUCAACGUGGCUGUUUUCAAGUGUGUUUGUGUUUGAGAAUGUGUCAGAUUUCAUGGAUGUAUGGCUGUGAUAUGUGUGUGUGUUUUCACCUUGAUUUCAUGUUUAUAUCUCUAAAAGUUUUAAAGGGAUCUACUAGUUUCUGACAUCUACUGUAACACCAUUUAGCAUUACACAUUUAGUUAGAAUAUACAUUUUGACAACAUAGUCACCAUAACAACAAGGAAAAUGUUCAACUUCAAGCUUCUUCAAUGGCUUUAAACCACAUGUUUCACCUAAUGAGGGAGAAAAGCGGUUAAAAGUGGCUCAUGGUUAAUUCUACAAUCCAUCCCUGAAUGCUUUGCCAGUGCGAACUAGGAAGGCCAUUAUGAACGGAUUUUCUUGAGCACUCAAAUCCAAACAGGAAGUAAGCAGCUGAUGCAGUAAAUCUGGUCUCCUCUCGACCUCUGAAAUGUCUAGUGGGGUCACAACGUCACGAGAAGUUGUUUGGCAUGAAAAGGUUCAUUUGGGUGAUGGAACUUGCUGUCAAAAGUCAGAGAAUAAUCCAUCACAGUUAAAGAUGAAUGAGGUACAGCAACAGAACAGCAGCCUCCUGAUUAGCAUGGCAUGUCCUGUGCAACUACAAAAUGAAGAAUUGAAAACUGGAAAUAUCUGAGGUAAUUUAAGAACUCAGUUAAAAUAUAUAUGAUAGGAAUAGUCAUUUUUAAUUAACUUAGACAUUUCAGUGCAAAUAUUCCACAUGUAGCUUCAAGAAGAAUUUUUCAGUGGGACAUUUUUUUUAGGUAUUUUAGUGUUGUCAACCACAAACUGCAGUUACAUUUUCUACCACAGGUGUCACCAGAGAGCAUGAAACUGAGACUGGAAGAUUCUGACUUUAUGUAGGAACUUUGUGGUUUAAAGUUUGGCCUGAAUCUUAUAAGUGAAUGUUAAAUUUAACCAUUUUCCUCGCGGUUACAGAGGAAAUAUCACACAAAAUGAAGCAGUCGUUCAAUCUACAUUUAAGUAGGAAACAUUUGAGCUGUAAUGCAAACAAUAGCGACCCAUUGGAAAAAAAAAUACUUUUUAAUACCCAAAUAUUGAAUAUGCACAGGUCAGUGUACAUCUCAUUGCCCUCAGAUUUCAUCAUUUUAAAAAGCUCACUGAUUUCAUUGAACCUCUACUCAUUGAGGUAUACAACCAUGACUGAGUUCAGUGGAGAAAUUAAAGAAAAUAGUCCUGAUAUCACAUGAAUAAAGUUGAUGUAUUAUUGGAAUAACAUCACAACAUUUCAGCAGUAAAACCCUUAAAGAACUGAGCUGACAGUUUUUGAGAAUGAAGUUGUAAUAUGAUGACAAAAAGGUCAUAAAUUUAUGAUUAGAAAAGUGUUAUCCUUGUUUUUUAGGUAAAUCUUGAGUUCCUUCUGCAGAUGUAAUGAUUAUUUUUGUAUUAAUACAACUUAAUUCUCUUAAGACUGAUCUAUUUUUACCACUUUAUUUUCACAAUAUACCACCUGCUUUAUCAUUAGACUUUAAAUUUAUUCUCAAAAAGAUGCCGGUUUAUUCUCUUAAAACUUUACUUUCAUAGCAUUUGUACUUUAUUCCUGUAAUAUUGUGACUUUCUUUGGCUUCAAAACUCCCUCAAAAAUUCCUUAAAAUGAGGGUAAAAUGCUUUUUGGGACUACUUUUCAUGAUAACAAUAUAAUUUUUGGUCAUUAUUGAGCAUAUAUGAUGUCUUUUUAUGUUUUUAGCUUGGAGGUUUGUUAAAAAUGAGAGGAUUACAGAAAAUAUGCAACGUUUUUAUCAUUAAAGGAACUUGUUGAGAUCAGUAUGUGAUGUCAGAAUACACUGUAGCCGUUCAAACUAAAUGUAAAUUCCCAUAUGCAUUGAAUGCAGCAUGAUCUGUCUUGUAUAAAUGAAACGAGGAGUUAAUUUGUCGUUCAUGGUGUUAAACUUUGACUAUUUAAACCGUACCUCCUGCAAAAUGGACAAUUUUUCUUUCAAAGUACCGUAAAAUCUCUAAUAUAGGACACACUGGUUUAUUAGCUGCAGUCUGUUUUGUGGCCCCCUUAAGAAACGGAGGCUGACUAUCUGCUUUCAUCCUCUAUAAUGAAGGUAUAAAAUGUCCCACAAUAAGUUGUAGAUUUUAAAAACCAUGUGUCUUAUACACCAGAUUUUACAGUACACUGUCCAACCCUUUAAACGCUAGCUGCAUGAGAGAUUUCCGACACUGUCGCCACCUUCCUCUGUCUGAAUAUUGUUAUAAGUAUUCUCAUUAUCGCAUGUUUAGACUGAGCUGUAUUUAUUCUGAGCCGUUCUGCAGAUUUCAAGAUGCCAGGACUAAAAGUUUGCAGCCCCAGAUCCUUGUUGUAUCUGCUGUUAACUUUGUAAACAUAAAGCCUGUUUGAGCGUCUUCAUUUCAUGUAUUUAUUAAUUUAGUGUUAAUCCACUGCAGGCUGAAGGCAGCACUGUGAUUUUAAGGUUAAAAAAGCCUGUGGAUGAACUUGGAAAUAUCCAUGUUUUUAAAGCAUCAACCACUGGUUCCCUUCAUGUGUUUUAUCAUGUGUAACCCUUCGUUUUCCUGCUGAUGAUGCCUCUCAUAAACCCACAGCUCCGAAGCACAACAGAUUCCUCCGACGUGUCCUGGAUUUUCAGACUCUUUCCACAUCAGACUUGUGGAGGAAACUUUCACUGUGGAUUAAUGAGAUUCCUUUCUUUUAUUUCCACACUUUGGCUGUGUGGAUUUGUUACAUGGACAUGAUUGAACGAGGAGUGGUUUUAACCCUGAGUGGAUCUGCUCAAAUAGGAAAUUCUUCAGACUGUGAUGUUAAAAAACCACUGGACUAAUGGAGAUUCAUGUCUGAGUAUGACUGAUGCUCUGUUCUGAUAUUUAUUAUGAAUAUUUCAAUUAAAAACACCCAGUGUGUUUAAGGUGA
Messenger RNA from Cheilinus undulatus (humphead wrasse), 9347 nucleotides. It is a transcript of the gene dennd5b, whose product is annotated as DENN/MADD domain containing 5B. The transcript has 23 exons. The coding region runs from base 194 to 4186 and encodes 1330 amino acids. The record is from RefSeq and is a predicted model, not a curated record. NCBI's taxonomy places the organism in Eukaryota, Metazoa, Chordata, Actinopteri, Labriformes, Labridae. Gene Ontology annotation, molecular function: small GTPase binding; guanyl-nucleotide exchange factor activity.